Messenger RNA from Lolium perenne, 1369 nucleotides. RefSeq lists its product as uncharacterized. The record is from RefSeq and is a predicted model, not a curated record. NCBI's taxonomy places the organism in Eukaryota, Viridiplantae, Streptophyta, Magnoliopsida, Poales, Poaceae.
GCCGAUAUACUUUUAAAACGGUACCUCACAUUUCCCGUUCACUUCUAGCCGUUGCGCUACUUCAGUUCCCCUUUCUUGGCGUCUGCGCCCACCAUCGUGAUUAUCGGUGUAGAUCCGGCACAAGCAUCCUAAGCAGCAAAUCAUUGUUCCUCUCGCCACACUGAAUCGAGAAGAAAUCGCGGCUCGCGCUGCCGCCCAGCGAGAGAGAAUCGGGGACUCGGGGUGAGGAGGAUGAGAGGGCUCAGAUCGCGGAUCCUGCGAACCUUGCAGUCCGCCGCCGGUCAGACCAAUACGCUGCUCCCUUCUCCCGCCGCGCCGCCCGAGAAGCGCCACAUCCUCCAGGAGCGCUUGCCGUCUCCCGUGCCGCCGGGAGCAGAGGCUGUGCCUGAUCCGCCCACCGUCUCUGACGAAGGAGGCACGGGCGGCGAUGGCGACGGCGAAAAGGAGAACUUUUCGCCGGAGGCCAAUCCAAGGAAGGCCAAGAAGAUGAAGGUGAGCUCUGAUGAAGGGGCCGCCCUCUGCUACCGCCGGCCGGAGCUCGAGUCGGUGACACUCUUCGACCCGGACCUCCUCGCCGCCUUCCGCGGCGUCGUCGACGCCUACGCCCAGGCCCUCGAGAACACCGCCAAGCGCUACCCCGCGUACGACGAGGACGAGGACGGCAUCAUCGCCGCGCUAGAGGAAAGCGCCGGCGUCGACCCCCUGGCGGGGCUCGAGGCCCGGUGCCCGCCGGGCGGCGAGCGCGCGGUGGUGCUCUACACCACCUCGCUCCGCGGCGUGCGCAAGACCUUCGAGGACUGCGCCACCGUGCGCCGCCUCCUCGACGGCCUCCGCGUCGCCUUCCUCGAGCGCGACGUCUCCAUGCACGCGCCCUACCGGGACGAGCUCCGCGCGCUGCUCCUCGGGCGGGACGGCGCCGGCGCCGACGCGAUGCCGGUGCCGCCGCGGCUGUUCGUGAGCGGGCGGUACGUCGGCGGCGCCGACGAGGUGGUGGCGCUGCACGAGCAGUCGCGGCUCCGGCCCAUGCUCCGACGCGCCGCGCGCCGGGGCGCGGGCGAGGCGGCCUGCGCGGUGUGCGGCGGCGCAUGGUUCGUCGUCUGCGGCGGGUGCAGCGGCCGUCAUUGGCUCUAUGACGGCGUCUCGGCAGCUGCCGUGGCCGCCAACCGCGUGCCGUGCUCCGGAUGCAACGAGAACGGGCUCGUGCCGUGCCCGCUCUGCAGCUGAGAUGAUUCUUGCCCUGCCCUGCCCUGACAGACAUGUAAAUCUUUUUUUGCGUACUACCAGGCCCAGGCGCCGGCCUGCAGCGAAAUUCUUUGCGAUUCUUUCACCCUGUAUUAAGUAUUCAUAAUUUACAAUGUUUAGUUCUUAA